Messenger RNA from Scomber scombrus (Atlantic mackerel), 1268 nucleotides. RefSeq names its product glutathione S-transferase theta 1b (gene gstt1b). Gene Ontology annotation, cellular component: cytoplasm. The record is from RefSeq and is a predicted model, not a curated record. Gene Ontology annotation, molecular function: glutathione transferase activity. Bases 122 to 841 code for a protein of 239 amino acids. The transcript is spliced from 5 exons. Gene Ontology annotation, biological process: glutathione metabolic process. Lineage: Eukaryota; Metazoa; Chordata; Actinopteri; Scombriformes; Scombridae.
AACUUCUGACUUUUGCCCCGUUUCCACUUAGAAGUUCCUGGUAAACUUUAGUUGCGGGAACUUUACAGGAGUGCCAUCGAGAAGAUACCGAGAAUAAAGUGGUGUUGUAUCCUGAGAAAGAAUGGAGCUGUAUCUGGAUCUUUUUUCCCAGCCCUGCCGCUCAGUUUAUAUUUUCGCCAAGAAGAACAACAUACCGUUUGAGUUCAAGCAGCUGUCUCUGAUGGAUGGUGAGCAGUAUGGAGAAGAGUUUGGAAAGAUCAACUUGAUAAGAAAAGCCCCUGCUCUUCGAGAUGGAGACUUCUGCCUGGCUGAAAGCAUUGCCAUCCUGCUUUAUCUGGCAGAGAAGUAUAAGACCCCAGACUUCUGGUACCCACCAGACCUCCAGCAGCGCGCUCGCAUCAAUGAGUAUCUGUCAUGGCAGCACAUGGCCAUCCGCAUGCAUGGAUCCAAGAUUUUCUGGCUCCGGCUUAUGAUUCCCAAGGUUCUGGGUGUGGACGUUCCCCAGGACAAGCUGGAUGCAGCCUUGGAGGACUUGAACGGCUCUCUGAAACUCCUAGAAGACAAGUUCAUCCAGGACCGGCCCUUCAUUGCAGGAGAGCACAUCUCAUUAGCUGACCUGGUUGCCAUUGUGGAGGUCAUGCAGCCUGUGGGCUCCGGCCUGGACGUGUUUGAGGGUAGGCCCAAGCUGAGCGCGUGGCGGGACAGAGUCCAGGCUGCCAUUGGUAAGGAGCUGUUCGACGAAGCCCACCAAAUAAUCCUUGGUGCCCAGGAGAGAGUGAAAUUGUUGGAUGCCGGCAAGCUUCAAUUCUUCAAGCCCAAGAUCCUCAAGUUAUUCCUGUGAAGAGGAGAACAGGUUCUCUCAUUCUCCUCUUGAAAUUAAAGAUAACUCAUGAUGCAUGAUGUUUCUCUGUUGUUACUGGAUACUAUACAGUAUGCAUCCCAAGUCUCUUUUAUGAAGAACUCCCAAUGUUUUAAUGUAAAACAUAAGCACUAGUACAUUUCACAAUAAUGAAAUCAUGUGAUAUGUAGUACUGGUAACAGAGGUCAGACACAGUCCUGAUGUGGUGUUACACAACAGAAAGGAAUGUGAAAUGUGAGAUAAGCACUGUUCUGGGAGUUUCAGCAUUUCUGUUUCCUCUAACAGUUCUGGAGAACUGUUAUUCGUGCUGCAUUAUGGCCACAGUACAUGCUGUUAAUCAGCCACUCUCCACAUGAUGAAUCAUUGUAACACUCACCUUAAUAAGCCUUAAUAAACAACUUAAACUCUG